AUGGAAGAAUUAAUCAAUCAAAAGAAUUCUAUGAACGAAGAUACCGACAAGAAGAACAAGGAACUCGAAGAACAGCUCGAAUCGAAGAAGAAGGAACUUGAAUCUAUUCCAACCGUUGAAGAUAAAUCAUCAUCUGUUGAAGAGGAAAUCAAUAACAUCAAUUCACAUAUCAACGAAAAGAAUUCCAAGAACGCAGAACAAGAAAAGAAGAACAGUGAACUUCAACAACAACUGGAAUCUAAGAAGAAUGAACUUGAAUCUAUUCCAACAGUUGAAGACAAAUCAUCCGAACUUGAAAACGAACUUAAGAACAUCAAUUCACAUAUCAACGAAAAGAAUUCAAAGAACUCAGAAACCGAUCAUAAGAACAAGGACCUUGAACAAGAGUUGAAUGAUAAGAAGUCUCAACUUGAAUCCAUUCCAACCGUUGAAGACAAAUCAUCCGAACUCGAAAACGAAAUCAAGAACAUCAAUUCACAUAUCAACGAAAAGAAUUCAAAGAACUCAGAAACUGACAAGAAGAACAAAGAUCUUGAACAAGAGUUGAAUGAUAAGAAAGCUCAACUUGAAUCCAUUCCAACCGUUGAAGACAAAUCAUCCGAACUCGAAAACGAAAUCAAGAACAUCAAUUCACAUAUCAACGAAAAGAAUUCAAAGAACUCAGAAACUGACAAGAAGAACAAAGAUCUUGAACAAGAGUUGAAUGAUAAGAAAGCUCAACUUGAAUCUAUUCCAACCGUUGAAGACAAAUCAUCCGAACUCGAAAACGAAAUCAAGAACAUCAAUUCACAUAUCAACGAAAAGAAUUCAAAGAACUCAGAAACCGAUCAUAAGAACAAGGACCUUGAACAAGAGUUGAAUGAUAAGAAGUCUCAACUUGAAUCCAUUCCAACCGUUGAAGACAAAUCAUCCGAACUCGAAAACGAAAUCAAGAACAUCAAUUCACAUAUCAACGAAAAGAAUUCAAAGAACUCAGAAACUGACAAGAAGAACAAAGAUCUUGA
This is a messenger RNA of Trichomonas vaginalis G3, 1004 nucleotides long. Its product is annotated as A-type inclusion protein-related family. The record is from RefSeq and is a predicted model, not a curated record. The transcript has a single exon. The annotation marks the transcript as partial. NCBI's taxonomy places the organism in Eukaryota, Parabasalia, Trichomonadida, Trichomonadidae.